GUCGAACACCAUUCCCUGCUUCUUAAGCACAGUGCACAGAACAUCCUAUGACAGAGUUAUUAGGGUAUCAUCGUCAGCCUCUCAAAGCCGCUUACCUGACGGGGCAAGCUCUCCUGACGCUGCUCGUUCGCAUGCCCUUCUGGAUAGUCGCAUCGCUUCCAAGGCCUUGGCGACCACGUACAUCGUGGACCUUCUGGCAGUCUGUCGUCGUAAAAUUUGCGCGCCGCGCCGCGAAAACGAUCGCUAUAGUCGGCGACAUCGACCCGCGGGGAUUGCCCGAUUACGAAGCCAUCGUACCGGGCGAAGGUGUCAAUGGCGUCUGGCUUGACCCCGUGCCCGACCUCAUCGUCGAUGAACUCGAAAUUUGGGCAACCGCUCAAGGAGUUGGACCCGUCCGCAUACCCGGCUACUGGAUGCACGGGCCCGACAGCCAGACGUCCAUUGGCGCCUCGCCGCAGCCUGGCGAGAAGGUCCUCCUUUACCUUCACGGCGGCUAUUACAAAACCUUCUCCGCGCACCCCGGCGACAUCACUGCCGUCAUCCCGCGAAUUUUGCUUGAGCACAGCACACCCAUUCUCCAGCGCGCGCUCUCCGUUGAGUAUCGCCUCUCCUCGCUCGCGCCCUCCCCGGAGCGCCAACCCUUCCCCGCCGCGCUCCUCGACGCGCUCGCGGGGUAUGCCUACCUCGUGAACACCGUCGGUGUUGCGCCGGAGAACAUCAUCGUCGGUGGCGACUCCGCGGGCGGGAAUCUCGCCUACGCGCUCACGCGCUACCUCCUCGAGCAUGGCGGACGGCGCGGGAUCCCUCGACCCCCCGGACACCUUCUGCUGCUGUCGCCCUGGGCAGACCUCGGAAGCGCCAUACGCUUUAAGCCCGACGGGUCCUGGCAAAGAUUCGGCUCCGCGGAGGCCGCAGACAUCCUAGACCCCCGCGUACUCGCAGACCACUGCGCGAGGGCCUUCGCGGGAUCGGUGGGUACCCUCAUGCUCGAGCUCAACCGCUACGUGUCUCCGGCCUCGCUGCACCCCGCGAGGGGGCGGGUGUCCUUCGAGGGAUUUCCAAGGACGUUCAUCAGCGCUGGCGGGUGCGAGAGUCUGCUGGAUGAGAUUCGCAUCUUGCGAGACAGGAUGGUUGCGGACAUGGGGGAGAGUGCCGUCACAUGCCGGGAGGUGCCGGACGCGGUUCACGACUUCCUGAUUGUCCCAGGGUGGCGGGCCGCGUCGAAAGAGACUGCUCGUGUCAUUGCGCAGUGGCUGGCGGCAUGAGCCUGGUGCCAGUGAUGGGGUCUUCAGCGCAGUCUCCACAUACUUCUCUUCAUUUUGUAGCAGUAAGCCCACCGGGUCAACCUUCCAUGAUCGACAGAUCGAUCCGGUGAGCAACACAACGACCCAUUGAAGUCCCGAGCAGCACGCGAAGAGCUACAUCGAAUUCGAAGAUGCGGCGACGCGUUGGUAGGUUUGGAUGCGUGGGUGAACCUGCAUGCCGAGGUGCACUCCGGUGGAUGAUGCAUUGAUCACUUGGAUAGCUUGUAGAAGAAUUCUCUUCGCAAGAGCGUCCGAGACAACUCAGCAUCUUCUCG
This is a messenger RNA of Schizophyllum commune H4-8, 1579 nucleotides long. RefSeq names its product alpha/beta-hydrolase. The record is from RefSeq and is a predicted model, not a curated record. The transcript is spliced from 4 exons. The coding region runs from base 48 to 1265 and encodes 405 amino acids. Lineage: Eukaryota; Fungi; Basidiomycota; Agaricomycetes; Agaricales; Schizophyllaceae. Gene Ontology annotation, molecular function: hydrolase activity.